AUGACAGCAGCCGACGGUGCGGGCGAUCGCCCGCAACACCCCACCGUAAUUGCCAUGCUUGGCGGCCCCGGGUCCGGCAAAGGAACGCAGUGCACCAUGCUGGCGCAGACAUUCGGCAUUGAGCACGUCAGCAUCGGCGACCUGCUGCGCCUCGAGCGGAACAGCCCAGGGAGCAAGUACGGCCAAACCAUUCGCGACAACAUUGCAGCAGGACGGCUGGGCGCCAAGGAAAUGACGGUGGACAUUUUGGGCGACCAUAUGAAGAGGAGCACCGCGCAGGGGACCCGCGCGUUUCUGAUCGACGGGUUCCCACGCGACAAGGAGCGAUGCGAGUACUUUGAGCAAGUGAUGGGUCCGAUCUCGUUCCUCGUUGUUCUUGAAUGCCCCGACGACGUCAUGAUGGAACGGCUGACGGGCUCCGAUCGGGGCCGGACCGACGACAACCCGGAAAACAUCAAGAGGCGCAUAGAAAUGUUCAAGAAGACCACCCACGGUGUCGUCGACAUCUUUAAAGAUCGAGGCCGAGUUCGCUUCGUCAACUCCAACCAGGAUGUUGACAGCGUCAGGCUUGAGAUUGAGGCCAUUCUGGAGGGUCUUGUCGAGAGACGGUCGCCGUUCUAG
This is a messenger RNA of Lasiosphaeria miniovina, 621 nucleotides long. RefSeq names its product adenylate kinase-domain-containing protein. The transcript is spliced from 2 exons. Gene Ontology annotation, cellular component: cytoplasm; nucleus. Gene Ontology annotation, molecular function: UMP kinase activity; ATP binding. The coding region runs from base 1 to 621 and encodes 206 amino acids. Lineage: Eukaryota; Fungi; Ascomycota; Sordariomycetes; Sordariales; Lasiosphaeriaceae. Gene Ontology annotation, biological process: UDP biosynthetic process; CDP biosynthetic process. The record is from RefSeq and is a predicted model, not a curated record.